Molecule: messenger RNA, 987 nt
Organism: Seminavis robusta
Lineage: Eukaryota; Bacillariophyta; Bacillariophyceae; Naviculales; Naviculaceae
Source: the annotation of a GenBank genome assembly
AUGCUCUUCAAGAAGCUCACCCAAGAUCGAAACAGCAAGGCUGUCCAAAAAGUGAAUGACGGAGACGAGAGGAAGCUCCGACGGUCGGAUACACUAGACACUUUGGAUGCUGCUUUGUCUUUCUCGGAUAGAUCUACUCCCGACGUUGUGGAUGAUGUAGAAUCGGACGACGGAGGCUCCGUCGCUUUUACUGACAAACCAGACGUCUACGGGCAACUCCACCCAGUCGAGACACCCCAACUCAUCGCUGGCAAGAUUGUGGCGUUUGAUGCCGCCGUCAACAAUCUCCCUCGCAAGAGGCGAGCAGCGCUGAGCCAGGCCGUUGAAGAAUGCCCAGAGCUCCUAACCGAGAAAUUCAAGCUUCAGUUCUUGCGAUGUGACUGUUUCAAUGUCCAACUCGCAGCCAAGCGGUAUGGCAAGUACUGGGAAAGACGGCUAGAAGUCUUUGGCCCCGACAAGGCUUUCCUUCCAUUGACGCCUGAAGGUGCUCUAAAAGACGACGCUGUGGCUCUUUCGGUUGGUCUUCUCACUCUGACCGGAACAAAGGAUUCUUCUGGCAGAAACAUCAUGGUCGCCGAUCCCACCAAACAACAAUUUGACAAGUACUCCACACAGAGUAUGAUUCGGACUGUCUGGUACAUGGUUCACCUCGCAUUGGAGGACGAGGAGACCCAAAAGCAAGGACUUGUCUAUAUUGUCGACUUGUCCAAAGCUUCGCUUUCCUUGCUGGACAAAGAACUUGUUAGGGUUGCCGCCCUCUCCGUUACUGGAUGUAUCCCAGUCCGACUCUCGGGGAUUCACGGACUAUAUCCACCAGCUGUCUUUUGGGUAAUCUACCCUGUCGUCAAAGUGCUUCUGGGUGAACGACUCAGGAAGAGAGCGAAAUUCCACUCUGGAUCCAAAAAGAAAGUACUGGCAGAAUUGGCAAAGUAUGGACUGGACUCCACCAAACUACCAAAGCUGAUUGGAGGAGAGCUGGAAGUGUAG